Messenger RNA from Magallana angulata, 2755 nucleotides. Its product is annotated as flotillin-1-like. The transcript has 13 exons. Lineage: Eukaryota; Metazoa; Mollusca; Bivalvia; Ostreida; Ostreidae. Bases 114 to 1424 code for a protein of 436 amino acids. Gene Ontology annotation, cellular component: plasma membrane. The record is from RefSeq and is a predicted model, not a curated record. Gene Ontology annotation, biological process: positive regulation of cell-cell adhesion mediated by cadherin; positive regulation of endocytosis; protein kinase C signaling.
ACCAAUCAAAACUCAAGAAAACAUUCACCCCGAAUGUCUAAACAGGAAGACGGCCGACCAUUGCGAAAGAGUACGAGAAGUAAUAUUUCGAAAGGCAGUUUUCAACAGCAAAGAUGGGGUUCGAGACGUGUGGUCCGAACGAAGUUAUGGUCGUUUCAGGAUGUUGUCAUUCGGGGUCAACAUUUAUUCCUGGUGGCCGAGUGUUUGUGUGGCCCGUCAUCCAGAAAUUACAAAAACUUUCUCUAAAUACAAUGACCCUGCAGAUUGAAAGUCCUAAUGUGUAUACACAGCUUGGUGUGGCCGUUUCAGUAACAGGGAUUGCCCAGGUGAAGAUUCAAGGCUCAAGCAAAGAGAUGCUGGAAUCGGCUUGUGAAUUGUUUUUGGGUAAAACGAAUCACGACAUUGAGCGGGUGGCCUUGGAGACACUUGAAGGUCAUCAGAGAGCCAUUAUGGGAAAUAUGACAGUAGAGGAAAUCUACAAGGAUCGUAAGAAGUUUUCGAAGGCGGUGUUCGAGGUGGCGUCCUCUGAUCUGGUCAACAUGGGCAUCUGCGUGGUGUCCUACACCCUCAAGGACAUUAGAGACGACAAGGUUGGAAACACGUCGACGGAAUCACAUGGCUACCUGAAAUACCUGGGUAUGGCCCAGACUGCUACGGUCAAGAGAGAUGCCCGCAUGGGAGAGGCGGAGGCUAGAAUGGAGGCAGGAAUCAGGGAAGCUAAUGCAGAGGAGAAGAGAUUGGCUGCCAGGUAUUCCACUGAUAUCGACAUUGCAAAAUCACAGAGAGAUUUCGAGCUGAAGAAGGCUGCAUACGACAUGGAAAUCCACACCAAGAAAGCCCAGUCAGACCUCGCAUACGAUCUGCAGGCUGCAAAAACCAAACAAGCAAUCAAAGAGGAAGACAUGCAGGUUAAGGUCAUUGAGAGAACCCAGCAGAUUCAGCUGCAGGAACAGGAAAUCACACGCCGUGAGAGAGAACUGGAGGCAACAGUACGCAAACCUGCCGAUGCUGAGAAGUACAGGCUAGAGAAAAUCGCCGAGGCAAACAGAACCCGAGUCAUUUUGGAGGCUGAGGCUGAAGCAGAGUCCAUCAAGGUGAAGGGAGAGGCAGAGGCCUUCGCUGUGGAGGCCAAGGCUAAGGCCGAGGCAGAACAGAUGGCCAAGAAGGCUGAUGCCUGGAAGGACUACCAGGAUGCCGCCAUGGUUGACAUGAUCUUGGAAACAUUGCCAAAGAUCGCUGCCGAGAUCUCCGCCCCGCUGUGCCAGACCAGCAAGAUCACCAUGGUGUCAAGCGGUAAGGGAGACGUGGGCGCUGCCAAGCUCUCCGGAGAGGUCCUGACCCUGAUGGAGAAGAUGCCACAUGUGGUGGAGAACCUGACCGGAAUCAACAUCACCAAGAACAUCAAGGCUGCAACAAGAAGAUAAGAGGCUGGACUGGAUGAAGAAGUCCGCGCCAUUGUAGAAAGGCCUACAAACCUGUUGUAUUACAUCUCCAUCAAGACAUCUAGACACGAGUUGAUGUGUGUAGAUUUAGGACAUUAUCUCCCCUGAUUUAAUCCUUAUGUAACUUUUGAAGUAAAUGAUAUAUCACCAUCCAUACGCUGAAUAAUCUUUGAUAUCAUUAUGAAUACUGGUAGUUAUCUUGGUUAUAAGAUACUGUACAAAAUAAAGUUAAUUAAAAAAUAAUAAUUUGUUGGGCUGUAAUGAAAUGUUGGCAGCUUGCGUAUAUAUAUAGGUACAUGUUUCUUCGUGUACGUGUAUAUGUAAAUAAAUACUUUAUAUUUAAUACUAUUAUCUAUGUUGUGUACUUUCAUAUCAGUGUAACUUUUCAUAUAGCAUCAUCAAGCACACAAAGAAAAUGUCAUCUAGUCAGAUGAAACGGAUUCAAAAAUGUAAAAAGUGUGGCAAUGUAGUGUCCUAUUGAUCCAAAAUUACCGGUAGAGGAAAUGUGACUGUAAUGUCCUUUCUCAUUAACUGUGUGCAGCAUAUAUGAUGCAACAUUUGCGUAUUCUAUUUCGACAGGAAACUUUUUGAGUGACUGCUUUUAAACAAUCAGAAAUACUUUUUAUGACCAUCAAGUUUGUAUAUUAAUCACAGAUUACAUUCAGAUAUUUUUAAAUUUUUGAGUUUGUUUUAUAAAAUCUGAGUUGUUUUAUUACUACGCUUCAUCAUAUGUAAUGACCAAUAGAAAUGCGUUCUUGAUAGAAAUUUGGUUUUUUUUUUUUAAAGAUUUGUGUUUUUUCACAAUUUUAACAGGUUGAGAACUUUGCCUUAUUUGAAAUGCUCAAUGUAUUACUGUACCUCCUUAUGACUAUUACAGGUUGAUUUUUUAAAAUUUCAAUUGAAUGUAAAAAAAAUAAAAACCAGUAAAGUAUCUUAUACAUUAUACAGUGUAGAUUGCAUGCAGUUUGUAGUGUCAAUGUUUGUUCCGUCGAUGCAUCUUUUUAAAAAAUGUGGGGUCAUGAUUAACCACUCAUCAAUUAACAAAAACUUCAGGUAUACUCAUUUUAAGAAUAACUUGUUUGACCCCAUACAAACGGCAUUAUUUUUACAAUAAUGAAUUUCAAAGAAAGGACAUACCCUGAUGUUGCAAAAAUUUGAAUAUGUUAUAUAAACAGAAUUUGGUGGCUAGCCGCUAUUUUGCAUUAAACUGCUGUAUUACUGAACAAUACUGUUAGUAUGUAUUAUUAUGAUUGUUUUUGUACCUAGUACUGUACAUGUAGUAGUACAUGUUAUCAAUAAAUCCUACCAUUUUA